Scaptodrosophila lebanonensis is the source of this 1132-nucleotide messenger RNA. It is a transcript of the gene eIF3g1, whose product is annotated as eukaryotic translation initiation factor 3 subunit G-1. Gene Ontology annotation, molecular function: translation initiation factor activity; RNA binding. Bases 112 to 921 code for a protein of 269 amino acids. Lineage: Eukaryota; Metazoa; Arthropoda; Insecta; Diptera; Drosophilidae. Gene Ontology annotation, cellular component: eukaryotic translation initiation factor 3 complex; cytoplasm. The record is from RefSeq and is a predicted model, not a curated record. The transcript has 2 exons.
CCGAUUUGUACACACUAACGCUAACUCUUUUCGUCGUACGGGUAUCACUCUGCUAAACUCGUGGCGUAAAUUAUAUUGCAUUUUCGCUUUAUAAUUGUUAAACAAAACAAGAUGCCAGGUGUUGAAACAAUCAAGUCCUCUUGGGCAGAUGAGGUGGAGCUCGAUUACGGCGGCCUGCCGCCGACAACGGAAACCGUGGAGAAUGGCCACAAAUACGUCACCGAAUAUAAAUAUAAUAAGGACGAUAAGAAAACAAAGGUGGUGCGCACCUAUAAAAUCUCCAAGCAGGUGGUGCCCAAGACAGUGGCUAAGCGACGUACGUGGACCAAAUUCGGUGAGUCAAAGAAUGACAAACCCGGUCCCAAUUCUCAAACGACAAUGGUAUCUGAGGAGAUCUUCAUGCAAUUCCUGAACUCCAAGGAGGACGAGAAGGCCAACGAUCCACUGCUUGAUCCGACCAAAAAUAUUGCCAAGUGCCGCAUUUGCAACGGCGAGCAUUGGUCGGUCAACUGUCCAUACAAAGGCACCGCCAUGGACACGAACCUUAUGGAGAAAAAGGCUGCAGCAGCAGCCUCGGCCGCUGUCGAUGCACCCAAAUCGGGAAAAUAUGUGCCACCGUUCCUCAAGGACAGCCAAAAGGGUGGCAUGGGCAUGCGCGGGCGCGAUGACACUGCAGCUAUUCGCAUCUCCAACUUGUCGGAGUCAAUGACGGAGGCAGAUCUUGAGGAGCUGGUUAAAAAGAUUGGACCCCAGAGCAAGAUGUAUUUGGCACGCGACAAGAACACCGGCCUUUGCAAAGGAUUUGCGUACGUGCACUUUAAGCAACGCAAGGAUGCUGCCGCCGCUAUUGAAAUAUUGAACGGUCAUGGUUACGAUCAUUUAAUUUUAAGUGUGGAGUGGUCAAAACCACAAAACAAUUGAAAUUAAAAUAUUCAGCUGUUGGACACGGGCAAGGGCGAGAAGCGAACGAACGAACGAGCGCUCAAACGCUACUUAUCUUCUUGAUUGCCACAAUUGUAAAAUCAGAGACAGCCUGUGGUUUAAGUUGAUAGUUUAAUCGUAUCUAAGCUAAUGGUUUGCUAAGAGUAAAAUAUAAUAAAAACGAAAAAUAAAUACUGCUUUUUGCAAUGUA